GGACUUCCUGUACUCUGGGUUCCAGCAGUCUGCCGACAAAUGCAACGUGUGCGGACAUUUAAUCAUGGACAUGAUCCUGCAGGCGCUGGGAAAGUCUUACCACCCAGGCUGCUUCCGCUGCGCCAUCUGCAGUGAGAGUCUGGAUGGAGUGCCUUUCACUGUGGACACAGAGAACAAGAUCUACUGUGUGAAGGACUAUCACAGAGUUCUUGCACCUAAAUGUGCAGCAUGUAAUCAGCCGAUCCUGCCCUCUGAGGAAUCAGAUGAAACCAUUCGAGUUGUUUCCAUGGACAAGGACUACCACGUGGAGUGUUAUCACUGUGAGGGCUGUCAUGUGGAGCUGAAUGACGAGGAGGGUCACCGCUGCUAUCCUCUGGAUGGACACUUGCUCUGUCACGCGUGUCACCUCAAACACACAGACCCUGCCGCCUCACAGUCUACAGCACACAACUACCACAGUUAAGCGGUUGAUUGUGUACACUGCCUUAUGCUCGCAGAUCUCCCUCAGUAUUACUUAUUUAUCCAU
Sinocyclocheilus grahami is the source of this 526-nucleotide messenger RNA. RefSeq names its product LIM domain-containing protein 1-like. NCBI's taxonomy places the organism in Eukaryota, Metazoa, Chordata, Actinopteri, Cypriniformes, Cyprinidae. The record is from RefSeq and is a predicted model, not a curated record. Gene Ontology annotation, cellular component: adherens junction; P-body; nucleus. The transcript has 7 exons. Bases 65 to 463 code for a protein of 132 amino acids. Gene Ontology annotation, molecular function: transcription corepressor activity. Gene Ontology annotation, biological process: regulation of DNA-templated transcription; response to hypoxia; cytoskeleton organization.